This is a messenger RNA of Porites evermanni, 6320 nucleotides long. The record is from the annotation of a GenBank genome assembly. NCBI's taxonomy places the organism in Eukaryota, Metazoa, Cnidaria, Anthozoa, Scleractinia, Poritidae.
CAUUUAUCACUAGAUUUACAAGAAAGUAAUGUGAAACUUAAGUUGACGAUUGUUGAUACUGUUGGGUAUGGAGAUCAAAUCAAUAAAGAUGACAGGUAAUUAAUGACUUAUCAAUAAUGCAUUGAUCAGUGAACCGAAACCCCACCACCCUGAGCCCUGGGACAAAGAGGAAGAUGUCAUGAAUUUAACGUACAUCGAUAGGGGAUCAGGGGGCUGGGCUCUCAAUUGACAAAUGAAUAACAGUAGUUUGAAUUGUAUUAACCUAUUAUUGUAGUAAUGCACAAGCACACAACGGUAUUUUAAACUGUGCCAAACAGUGGCCAAACAUUUUUUUGCUUUGUGUUUGGAUAAGGAAAUGCUUACGAGUAAAUCCAAGGCCAAUCAUUUUAAAAUGUUUUUUCCUUGCAAGUGCAGCUUUAUCAAAAAUUAAUUUUUUAUCAUUGUCUGCAAACCAGAAGAUGCUAGUGUUUUGCCAAUGAAACUAGCCUUUCCUCUCUGUUAACCCCUUUUUCUGACUGAAUCUUGAUCAAAAUAAAUACACUGCAUAUGUAAUUCCUCCUUGGGGAGUUUAAAAGAUACUGUGUGGUACAGCUGUCAGGCUGUGACCACGAUUUCAAGUUGCCAGGCAAAUACAACAAGUAGGCAGGGAAACAAACAGUAGGAAUUUCUUUUGGUUCUAUUUUCUUCUUUAAGUAGCCAGCAGAAAUCCUUGGCCCCCCGCAUCUUAAUGACAGCCAUGAGCCGUAUUCAGCUGUACAUAUAAUCAUUUGAAGUUUGUUCUUUUAAAUUUUAUUCAGUGCAAGUCCUAUCGUAGAAUACAUCAAUUCACAGUUUGAGAAAUAUCUACAACAAGAACUGAAGAUAAGGAGAUCACUGAACUCUUAUGAUGAUACCCGCGUACAUGUCUGCCUUUAUUUCAUCUCACCCACUGGCCAUUCGUAAGUCUACAUCCUUCUCCAGAAAAUUAUGAUACUUUGUAUUCCUGCCAUUAGGGGUUAAUUAGCAAGGUAUGCUGUUCAUCAUGAGCUGUUCAGACAGAAUAGGUACAAAAUGUAUCUGUUUGAAUGACUUGAGCUAACUGUUAAAAAAAAUUAUGGUAUUCGUUUGAACGGUUCGAGCUUCCCAUUCAAAAAAGUGUUCAGUCUUCAUUCAAAUGGCUCUGGCUAUCCUUUUGAAAAAAACUAUCAUCUGCCAUUCAAACGAUUCUAGAUAUCUGUUAAAAAAAUACCGUAAAACCUCUAUUAAGCUCCCCAGGGGACGUAUUUAUUUCAAGCCCAUUUGAGGGGGGAGGUAGGGGGAUUUAUUUAAUUUAGAAAUGACAAUGGUAAAGAACGAUAAUACAAAGUGGAAAAGCUCAAGUGCAAGAAGCUGGAGUUCAUGCAGCCGAGGAUCAGAGUCAAAUCUGAAUUUCCAGUUGGUAAAUAAACCAUCCCGGAUCAAUCCACAUGAAGUUUUAGAGUUGUGAUUGAUUAAUACAGUUUAUCAUUUAUCAAUGAAGAAUAAUUUAGGGGAGGGGAGGGGGGCUUAUUAACUUUCUUUCCCUGAAAAGGAGGGAGGGCUUAAUAGAGGAUUUACUGCAUGUCAUCUGUUUGAAUGGCUUAAGCCAUCUGUUCAAAAAAAUUCUCAGCUGGGCUACCAGUGCCUUACUUUUACUCUUGGGGGACUUAGAAAUCUUAUUUUUCAUAAAAAUCAUACACAUAUGCUGGGCACCCUGUUUUCCAUUUUUCCAGAGCACUGUCCCCAUAGAACACAGCCUUGUAUGACUGUUUUUGUGGGGAUAGGAAUGGAUUCCAGAAUCACACAUACAGUAUUAAUGGUUUACAUGGUCUAUUACAGAUCAAUGUGAAAUCAAUAAUAUUGUAAGUACUAUAAUUAAAUUAAAUUGAUAAUUUACUAUUUUGAACCCAAGAGACAUUUUAUUCAUCAGGAAAAGUUGUAUCCCAUUAAAAGACCUUGUGGACAACUCCCAUUCUCCAACCUUAAUUGUAGUACUUACAGCUGUAAGUUGAUUUCACUUUAAUUUUAUAUGUACUUAAUACCAGGAAUGAGCUUGAGAAAUGUGUUCUGAAUAUACAUUUGAAUUCGUAGCUCACAUGUACAUUUAGGUGUGUUCAAGUUGAACUUCCCAACUUGGCUCCGGAUGUUCAAAUGUUGGAUAGUGCUAUUUUGUGGAUAAAUCACUAUCCAGUAGAUAAAUCACUAUCCAGUGGAUAAGUAUUAGGGAAACCAAUUAUUGUGUUGUACAAUGGAUAAAGAUUUAUCCAGUGGAUAGCGUUAUCUACCUUUCAAACAACUGGGCCCUGGAUAGCACAGUUAAAUAAUGUAAAAUUUAAUUUUGUUAAGUGCAGUGGAUGAAACAGUCAUUAUAAUGUCAAACUCAGUUAUUGCUUUAUAUAUUCAGGUUGAAGUCUCUGGAUCUUGUUUGCAUGAAGAAGUUGGACAAAAAGGUUGGUGGUAUUAACGUCACCAAAUGGGGAUGUAAUUACUCUAAUGAUAGUGUGUAAAUUGGAUUGUACAUGAUACAUGUACAUCAGUUGAUAUUUAUGCUAUUAACUGCUCUUAUGCAGUACAUGCAUCAGUUACUAUUCCAUCAUUCUAUUGUAGGUAAACAUUGUUCCCAUUAUUGCAAAGGCUGACACCAUCGCAAAGAGUGAACUGAAGCAAUUUAAGGACAAGGUGAGAUAUAAAGUGUUGCAAUGUAGCUAAAGGACAACAGUCUGAGCCAAGUUUUAUCCUCACCACUUUGAAACGGUAUAUUUUUUCUGCUGAAUGCUACAUGUAUAAUAGUCACCUUGUUGAAUACAAUGCACAUGUACAUCGCUAAGGUUGAGUUAAUGUUGGCAUCUUUCAGAUAAUGGAUGAACUUGCAAGUAAUGGGGUUGAAAUUUACCGAUUUCCUGUGGAUGAUGAGACUGUAGCAGAAAUGAACUCCAAGAUGAAUGUAAGUAUGUUUUAAGAUGCAUGCAUUGCUGAUCAAGACAGUGCUGUUACAACCUGUAUCUCAUGUACCUGUGAACGUAUGACGCCACAAUCCACUCACAUCAUGGCCAUUCAGUAAACCCUUUAACCCUUCAGCUCCAAUAUUGACAUACCAAUUCCACACACUAAUCUCCAUACAUUCCCUUUAAGAAUUAGUUGAGAAAAUUUGAUAGAAGAACAAAGCAUUAAUUAGUAUUUUUUCCUUACAGUAGCUGAUCAUUUUUUUGAUUGUGAUAACCUUUUCUUUGAUUGCGUAAGGUCAAAGCUCUCAUAAGCAAUCAUCUCAGAAAUUCAAAAAAGUGGUCAUUAAAUGUAACUAGAGCUGGUGGCUUACAAGAAUAAGUUCUCGUCAGCAACUGCAUGGCAAGACAAUAGUUGGUGGUCGCUUACGAGAGCUUCAGAAACUCAUUAAUAAUUCAUAGAGAAAAAAUAAAAGAAAUUAAUAUUUAAUGAGUGUCCUUAUAAUAAUUAUCUGAUAAAGACGUGGCUAAACUUUAUGUCCAAUUUUUUAGACCAAAACAACCCCAAAUCUAUAAUUAUUAUUAGUGUAGCAAUUAGGUAAUGUUAAUCAGAAGAUUUUGAAGCCAUUCAAUAAACUCACAGUUCCUGUUUUAUCAGGUCUGAGUGGCCGCAAAGGAAAAGUCCAGUUGGGUAAUCCCAAAAGAGGUCACGGUCGCUCACGAGAGCUUUUCAUUACAAAGUUUAAGUCACCGUUAACACAGGGUUUCACAGAGAUGGUCGUGACUAGAGCUGGUCACUUAUGAGAGUGAUCGUAAGGAGAGCUUCGAUUGUCUUGAUUGUUAAAAGAUUUAAAGGAAUUAAAGUGCAAUAUUGAUCUUUACAUUCAAUAUCAAAACACAUCAUAAUUAUGCCCUGUCGUGUUAUAUAUACAUGUACAUUUUGUAUGAUACAGUUCACCCAUUUCAAUUUCAUACCAAGAUGUACAUGUAUGGCAGUGUGAUUUGUCACUCUUCCCUCAAAAUCUGGGGAUGAACCGUGAUGGUGUUAUUAUUCAAAUGAAACUUCUUUGGUAGAAUCUGUGAAUCAUUUGUUUCUUAAGAUUUUGCAUUUAGAUAGUUUGGAACUCUUGCAAAUUUUAUAGUAUACCCUAGGUCUUAUUUGGACUGAAAGUGUUUAGGUGAAUCUGUUUAAAGGUCAAGCCAAACAUGUACAUGUACACCUUUGGUAGUCAUUUCCUUGAAUAUUCUCUUAACUUUAAGGUUUGAUGAAGCAGUCAUACCAACAGUAAUAAUUAUUGCUGUCCUUGGAGAGAUUCUCCAAUUAAAAUGAUGGGACUGCUUGACCUACCCUUUGAGGGGUAAAAUUUGUAUGUUGGUAUUUGUAUUGGUUAUGGGUAGAAUGGGCGUGUUCCAUAUUCAUUUCCACCCCUAAUAGGUACCAAUUCAACAACAACAAAUUAUAUAACUAGCACUGCAAAUUUUAAAAGUAAUAAAGAUAACUUUUAAACACUUUCUUCUCAAGGACUUUUUGAAAGUAUUCUCAUAAAUCUUCUGGCAGCAGUCAUUUUAGGUUUUAGCACCUUAAGUGGUACCAAUCCACAAAUUUGAACCUAUAAAAGGUACGACGAGCACCCCCGUCACUUAAAUAGGGGAGUAUGCCCCCCCCCCGGUUAUACACCCCUAAAGUAAGACAGAGUCAUAUUAAGGAGAAUAAGCAAAGGCAUCUUUGAGCGCUUUGCGUCAACCAGAAGUGGACUUUUUCUGCAUUCUUGAGCAGUUGUAUUGUCCAAUUCUUCGCGAAAAUCGUCUCCGUAAAGUAAAGACGCUUGGAAAUACAAAUGGGGUAACGUCAAGGGGAAGAACCCGCACUUCCGGUUGAUGUGUGGUUCUCAAAAACGCCUUUGCUUCAGCUCUCUUUUAACUCAUUAUUUACCUUUAUACAACUGUUCUCCUUGUGCAGAUUUAGAUGUUUCUACAAAGCACUUGUUGUGUUUUUUUUCUUCAUUGUAGGAGGAAAUUCCAUUUGCUGUGGUAGGCAGCCGCGAGGAAGCUUUGAUCAAUAAAGUGAAGACAAGAGCCAGACAGUACCCAUGGGGAACUGUUGAAGGUGAGGCAUCUAAUCCGUGAGGAACGGAAUUAUUAAGUGCUUGCACUAUCCUGUAUGAGAAAAAAGUUGGCCCUUUGCCAAAGCCAAGAUCUGACAGCAAGGGGAAGCCAAAACGUUUCUAUGGAGAAACGUCGGCCCAGUUAGGAGUGUGACCCUAGCAUCACAAAAGGGUGAUCCGGCUAGGCAAUCAUCCUAGCCGAACAAGCCUUUUGCUUCUCGAUCAUGUAAGAGGUUCGCCCAGGGUAACUCGGUAGGUGAGUCAGUGACCCUUACACCUGGGACAAGUUUUCUCCAUAAGUGGGGCUUGAAAAACACUUCCGGGAGCACAGUUCCUGGAGCAGUUUUUUUUUUUUAAUUUUAUAAAGGUACUGUAAUGGUGAGCCAAAGGUACGGUAUAAUACGUAUGAUACUUGCAUUGUCAAAACACAAAACGCUCAGAAGAUGUUAAAAAAAGUGAGGCCUGGUUUUUCCUAAACAAAGCAGGCGUUGCGCCAGCAUAAGAAUGAGUCGUGACUUAACUGAAAAAGGAAAAUAUGUUAUAUUUUAACAAUAUUUUAUCUUUUAACUCUAAAAUAUGAUUAAUUUCAUAUGUAUUUUCAUUCACUUAAUCAUUUGUUUUCCAGUGGAAAAUGAGAACCACUGCGACUUUGUCAAGCUUAGAGAGAUGUUAGUUCGGUAAGUAUUUCUUCCACAUCCAGAAUAGAUAGCAAGCGGUCGUCCUUCUUUCCUCAGAGCAACGCCCAGCGAACGAAAGAGCAAAAUUUUGCAUAUUCUUGGUAAAAAGGAGGGGAGAUAAUGGGGGCAGCGACUUAUUUUUUCUUUGCUCGGGCUUCCGCCCUCGUUACUACUUGAAGAGCCACUUUGUGUUGUGGUCAUUCGACCAUGAUCUUUAGAGGGCCCCGGCCAAAGGGGACCACUUAGCUACCUUUACGAGUGAAAACUUUGAUGCUGUAACAAAGAAACCUCUAAUGGUUAAAGGAUGAUUGAAUAUUACUAUUUUCAGGACAAACAUGCAGGAUUUGAUAGACAAAACCCAUAGCCAGCACUUUGAGCUGUACCGACGAAAGAGGCUUGAAGACAUGGGCUUUAACGAUGGCGACGGAGAGACAAAACAGGUGAGUCUACAAGAGACGUACGAGCUGAGAAGGCAGGACUACAUGAAAGACAUACAGGGCAGAGAGGAGCAGAUGAGACAGAGCUUUGUUAACAAAGUGAAGGAGAAAGAAGCGGAGUUAAAACAAGCUGAACAAGAGGUAAGGGUAGAGUACAUUCAC